GUAAAAGUAAAGGCGAAUGAAAAUGACAUCCUUACCAUUGAUUGCUCACUUGCAAGUUGCAACCUUCUAGUCUCACUUCCAAGUUGCCCUUGAAUCUCACUUACAUCGGUCUCACUGCAGUCACCAUUCCCCCUCACUUAGCUAAGCUAUCAGCAAAAAGUGAAGGCUUAUUUUUACCCACAUCUCUUAAACUUGAUUUUAAUCUCACAUUGGCCUGUAGUUAAGCUAUCAGCAAAAAAUGAAUGGUGUGUUUGAUACGUAAAAAAAUCCAAAUCACAAGUCUUCGUUCGAAGUCUUAAGUCUCCUCACUUUGACGUAGAAGCCGGGCAAUGCAAGUCUCGACGUAGAAGCCGGGCAAGCCUAAGUCGUGCACAUGUCUUGGUAACACCAUCUUGUUUCCAUAUUUAUGUGAAUGUAAUGAGUUCAAGUUUUCCAUCGAAUUAAAACUGAAAGACGAAAACUACUACAAUUAAGAAGAGUAUAUAUAUACUGUGUAUGGAGAGAAGUCGUUUCCUAUUGUCGAGAAUGUUGUCGAUGAUACACUGCUUGUGUUAUGUUUAUAUGAUGAUUAUGGCUAAUUACUUAACUGCAUGUGCAUUAGCAAUAGCUCAUACCAAUUUCAGCACAGAUCAGUCAGCGCUUCUUGCUCUCAAAGCUCACAUCACUAGUGACCUUCAAACGACAUUUGCAACUGGGUUGGCGUUAGCUGCGGUGCUCGCCACCACAGAGUCACGGCCUUAAAUCUCUCGUACAUGGGUCUUGCCGGGGUUAUUCCUCCGCAUCUAGGCAACCUCACAUUUCUCGUUGAGUUGGGCCUUACGAAUAAUAGUUUUCAUGGUCCCCUACCCCAAGAACUGUCUCGUUUGCGCCGGUUGAAGACGAUUAACUUUGGAUACAACAACUUCAUCGGAACCAUUCCUUCAUGGUUUGGGUCCUUCGCUAAACUUCAAGCCUUCCAAUUGCACGGUAAUGGCUUCUCUGGUUUCAUACCCACUGCUAUCUUCAACUUAUCUGCACUCGAAACAAUUAACCUGAGCGGGAACCAACUAUCAGGUAGCAUACCCAGAGAAAUAGGCAACUUAACAAUGUUGAAGGGCAUAAACCUUGACAACAACAAGUUCGAAGAACUUCCGAACGAGAUAGACAGUUUAGGUUAGCUGGAGCAGUUGUUUGUGCAGGACAAUGCCCUAAAAGGCUCUGCUCUUGUACCUGUCCUCAACAUAUCUUCUUUGACCAUAUUAACUCUGAACGGAAACAACAUGAGUGGCAGUCUUCCGGACAAUACGUGUGAGCAUCUUUCGAGUAUUCGAGUAUUUUCUUUGGCUCGAAACCAGCUUAACGGUCUGAUUCCCUCCAAACUGUGGGAAUGCAAAGAUCUUCGUGAAUUUGCAUUAGCGUCUAACAAUUUCUGUGGAAGCAUACCCAAAAGUCUUGGCAAUUUGACCUACUUAAGCAAGAUUUUUCUUUACGAGAAUAAUUUAGAAGGUAAUAAAUUUGGAGGCGUUUUACAAUCAUUUCGUUUUUAGUUUUUAGUUAAACUAAAGUUAUAAAGUUAAUGCAAAUGUGCUGAAAUUGUGACAGGUACAAUACCGGAUGAGAUUGGUGAUCUUCCACAGUUAGAGACUUUGGCACUGGGCGGUAAUAAUCUCUAUGGGGCCAUCCCAUUCAAACUCUUCAAUAACUCCACGAUAAGGACAGAACCCUAGAAGGAGGAGGCAUCAGAGGUUGAUCAUUUGGAGCUUCACUACGCGGUACAGCCCCAGAAGACGAAGGCAAUAAAUGCCUUUGGAAUAAACCCACAAAUCUCUG
Malus domestica (apple) is the source of this 1809-nucleotide messenger RNA. The record is from RefSeq and is a predicted model, not a curated record. NCBI's taxonomy places the organism in Eukaryota, Viridiplantae, Streptophyta, Magnoliopsida, Rosales, Rosaceae.